Arachis stenosperma is the source of this 1155-nucleotide messenger RNA. RefSeq lists its product as uncharacterized. The coding region runs from base 1 to 1155 and encodes 384 amino acids. NCBI's taxonomy places the organism in Eukaryota, Viridiplantae, Streptophyta, Magnoliopsida, Fabales, Fabaceae. The transcript has a single exon. The record is from RefSeq and is a predicted model, not a curated record.
AUGGAAAAGAUGAUGAAGCAGCAGGAACUAACAAGCAAGAAUCAUGAAGCCUCAAUGAGAAACUUAGAAUGGCAAAUUGGACAACUGUCUAAGCAAGCUGUGAUUGAAAGGCCAACAAGCUCACUUCCAAGUGACACCAUUUCGAAUCCUAAAGAGGAAUGCAAAGCUAUUCAAUUAAGGAGUGGAAGAAUCUUGGUGAAUAACAAAGAAACCAACAAAAAGCCUAUGGAGAAUGACAAGAUACCAACUGAGAAAAGGGAAGCCAGCAACGAAGAAGAGGAUGAAGCUGCACUUAACAAGAAGGCUCAAGAGAAGCUUAAAGAGAAGGAUGACCAGCCACAAAAUUUAAGGAAAGGGAAGCAAGUAAUAGAGGAACCAUCUCAAGAACAAAGACAAGGAGUGAAGGCUCACACACCUCCAUUGCCAUAUCUCCAAAGGUUCAACAAGGAAACCAAGGAUCAACACUUCCCCAAAUUCCUUGAAGUCUUCAAGAAGUUAGAGAUUAAUAUUCCCCUGGCUGAAGCAUUAGAACAGAUGCCUCUAUAUGCAAAGUUCUUGAAAGAGCUUAUCAAUAAAAAGAGAAGUUGGCAUGAGAAGGAAACCAUUAUGCUUACUGAAGAAUGCAGUGCUGUGAUUCAAAGGGGUAUCCCAUCAAAGCUCAAGGAUCCUGAGAGCUUCUUCUUGCCUUGCACCAUUGGUAGUCUAACCAUUGAUAAGGCACUAUAUGACUUAAGAGCAAGCAUCAAUCUAAUUCUCUACUCUAUGAUGAGAAGGUUAUGCAUAGAGGAGGCAAAGCCCACACAAAUGUCACUGGAGCUUGUGGACAAAUUAUUAGUAUUUUCCAGAGGAGUGAUUGAAAUUCUUCUGGUCCAAGUAGGGACAUUUAUAUUCCCAGUAGACUUUGUGAUCCUGGAUCUAGGAGAAGAAGGUAGUGACUCUAUUAUUUUAGGAAAACCCUUCUUGGCCACAGCAAGAGCCAUCAUACAUGUUGAACAAGGAGAGAUGACUCUAAGGAUACAUGAUGAAAGCAUUACUCUGAAUGUCUUUCCAGAAGCACAGCAUAAUGAUGAAAAGGAAAAAUGCAUGGAGGUUGACAAAGAAGGCUUGCAGUGGAAGGAAGAAACCAACAAGACACUCAUUAAUUCUCUUCCAUAG